CCCGCUGGCCUCGGAGCAGGCGCCCGCGCCCUCGGCCUCGGCCUAGUCAUGCUCCUCCCGGGCGCGCAGCGGCUGCGGGGCAUCCUGCUGCGGAGCUGCGGGUCGCUGGGCUCCCCCGGGCGCCCGCGCUCGAUCUGCGGCCGGGAAGGAGAGGAAAAACUACCUUUAUCUGCAGAAACACGGUGGAAAGACAGAGCAGAAACAGUGAUAAUUGGAGGUGGCUGUGUUGGUGUGAGUCUGGCUUAUCACCUCGCCAAAGCGGGGAUGAAAGAUGUGGUCCUGCUGGAGAAAUCAGAGCUCACGGCUGGAUCUACCUGGCAUGCAGCAGGUUUAACAACUUAUUUUCAUCCUGGAAUAAACUUGAAGAAAAUACAUUAUGAUAGCAUCAAACUUUAUGAGAAAUUGGAAGAAGAAACAGGGCAGGUGGUGGGAUUCCAUCAGCCAGGUAGUAUCAGACUUGCUACAACGCCUGUAAGGGUAGACGAAUUUAAAUAUCAAAUGACUCGGACUGGCUGGCAUGCAACAGAACAGUAUAUCAUUGAACCUGAAAAAAUUCAAGAGAUGUUCCCUUUACUCAACAUGAAUAAGGUUUUAGCUGGAUUGUAUAAUCCUGGAGAUGGUCACAUUGAUCCUUAUUCUCUAACUAUGGCUCUGGCUGCUGGAGCUAGGAAAUAUGGUGCCCUUUUAAAAUAUCCUGCACCAGUAACUUCUCUGAAACCCAGGUCAGAUGGAACAUGGGACGUUGAAACACCACAGGGGUCUGUGAGAGCAAAUAGAAUUGUGAAUGCUGCAGGAUUUUGGGCUCGUGAAGUAGGUAAAAUGAUUGGACUAGAACAUCCUCUCAUUCCGGUUCAACAUCAGUAUGUUGUUACGUCAACUAUACCUGAAGUGAAAGCUUUGAAACGAGAACUCCCUGUGCUCCGUGACCUGGAAGGAUCAUUUUACCUCCGACAAGAAAGGGAUGGGCUUUUGUUUGGUCCAUAUGAAAGUCAGGAGAAAAUGAAAGCUCAGGACUCCUGGGUCACCAAUGGAGUUCCUCCAGGUUUUGGAAAGGAACUCUUUGAGUCUGAUCUAGAUCGAAUCAUGGAACACAUCGAAGUUGCCAUGGAAAUGGUUCCUGUCUUAAAAAAGGCUGACAUCAUCAAUGUCGUCAAUGGUCCUAUCACGUAUUCUCCUGACAUUCUGCCUAUGGUGGGGCCCCAUCAGGGGGUCAGAAACUACUGGGUGGCCAUAGGCUUUGGAUAUGGCAUAAUCCACGCUGGUGGGGUAGGGAAAUAUCUCAGUGACUGGAUCCUGCAUGGAGAACCUCCUUUUGACCUAAUAGAAUUGGAUCCCAAUCGCUAUGGCAAAUGGACAACAACCCAGUACACUGAGGCCAAAGCAAGAGAAUCAUAUGGAUUCAACAAUAUUGUUGGUUACCCUAAAGAAGAACGGUUUGCUGGGAGGCCGACUCAGCGAGUCAGUGGGCUGUACCAAAGCCUGGAGUCUAAGUGUUCCAUGGGGUUCCAUGCUGGCUGGGAGCAGCCACAUUGGUUCUACAAACCAGGCCAGGACACUCAGUACAGGCCAAGUUUUCGCCGCACAAACUGGUUUGAGCCUGUGGGCUCUGAGUAUAAACAGGUUAUGCAAAGAGUAGGGGUGAUUGACCUAACACCAUUUGGCAAGUUUAACAUCAAAGGCCGAGAUUCCAUUCGACUAUUGGACCAUCUCUUUGCAAAUAUCAUUCCAAAGGUGGGUUUUACAAAUAUAAGUCACAUGUUAACACCCAAAGGUCGAGUGUAUGCUGAGUUGACUGUUUCUCACCAAUCUCCUGGGGAGUUUCUAUUAAUAACUGGCUCUGGAUCAGAACUUCAUGAUCUUAGAUGGAUUGAAGAAGAGGCAGUCAAAGGUGGGUAUGAUGUUGAAAUUAAAAACAUAACCGAUGAGCUUGGAGUCCUUGGAGUUGCUGGUCCACGUGCAAGAAAGGUCCUUCAGAAGCUGACCUCUGAAGAUCUUAGUGAAGAUGUUUUCAAGUUUCUUCAAACCAAGUCCUUAAAGAUUUCCAACAUUCCUGUCACUGCUAUUAGGAUAUCUUAUACUGGUGAACUGGGUUGGGAGCUGUACCACAGAAGAGAAGACUCUGUGGCGCUGUAUGACAUGAUCAUGAAUGCAGGCCAGGAGGAGGGAAUCGACAAUUUUGGAACCUAUGCCAUGAAUGCCUUACGCCUGGAGAAAGCCUUCAGAGCCUGGGGGUCCGAGAUGAACUGUGAUACAAAUCCUUUGGAAGCUGGACUGGAAUAUUUUGUGAAGUUAAAUAAGCCAGCAGAUUUCAUAGGAAAGCAAGCACUGAAACAGAUUAAAGCCAAGGGGCUGAAACGAAGACUGGUGUGCCUCACCUUGGCAACGGAUGAUGUUGAUCCAGAGGGAAAUGAAAGCAUCUGGUACAAUGGCAAGGUGGUUGGCAACACGACAUCUGGAAGCUAUAGCUACAGCAUCCAGAAGAGUCUGGCUUUCGCAUAUGUCCCUAUAGAACUAAGUGAAGUGGGACAACAAGUGGAAGUUGAACUAUUAGGCAAAAAUUACCCAGCAGUCAUCAUACAAGAGCCUUUGGUAUUGACUGAACCAACCAGAAACCGGCUUCAGAAAAAAGGUGGAAAGGACAAAACUUAAAAAAGACCUUUAGCUGUCAACUGAAUUUGAGUUGCUAAUGACUGUCUUUGAAAUUAUUAUAAUUGGUUUCCAGGGGAGUCAAGGAAACCAGAAAUUUAUUUCAAAAUCGUCAAAGCCUAGAUUUAGAAUCUUAAAGAUACCUUUCUGUUAAGUGUUUUCUAAGCAAGACAGAAUAAUAGAUAAAUGAUUUAUAUUGUUCUUUUAAAUGAAGAAAUUUGAAAUGAAUUUUUUUUAUUACCCCACAUUACCCAAUCGGCAAAACAUUUAGGUGUUUGCCAAUACAUACGAUCAUUACUAUAACUGAGUUAAAGGACAUUUUAUAAUUUUAGUAACAAAUGCAUGUGGUUCUUGAUAGCCAAAAACAAAUUAAUAAAUUAUCUUUUACAUAAAAACAUAUAAAAUAUCGCUGAUGGAUUUACUUCACUGAGAAACCUUUCCUUAGAUGAAUAAAUAAUCGUUUUAAUUUUUCAUGAUAUAUCUGUGAUGAAAAUAGUAAAAUUUAACAUUGACAUAUAGCCAACAUUUUAAUUCAAUUCUCUGAAAUAUUUAUCAUUUUCUUAAUGACUUCCCUGAAAGGAGCUUUAUAGGACAUUAUUAUUGUCCUUUUAAAGGUUGUUUUAGAAGAGAAAUUGCAAGAAAGAACAGAGUCUUCUAAAGGAAGCGGUACUUGUAAACUUUUAGAAAUGAAGCUGAAACAUAAAUAGAUUGUGCCAGUACAAACACAAUUUGAAUACUGAACACCUCUCUGUGGGAAAGGAUUAAUGCAAGUUGACAUCACAUGGUGCCAUUCUGAAUAUCAUUUCACAAAGCAUUUGACAAAGCAGAUCAAACACAAGCUUCAGAGCUGACAGAUUGUCCUUAGCGCUAGGUACAGCAAGAAAAACAAUCCAUUUAGAAAUUAUUCUUUGAUAUACUUUUUGAAAUCAUCUGGGUGUAGUUGACUGAAUAAAUCAAUUUUUUUGUAAAGGGUGUUUUAUCAUUUAUAAUUAAUUUAUACACACAUACAUUUGUUAUACAUUUAUAGAACUUUUCCUAAGCAUUAAAAAAAACCCAAAUGUGAAGCAUAAGAUUGUGUAAUUUGAAUAAAGUUUAAAAUGAUUUCUUAACUCGUAUGUUUUGAAAAGGUGCCAAAUUUACAUUUUAAAUGUUUUAUAACAGUAGUUACAUAUUAGAACUUUUCACAGGUUAAUUUUUCUUUGGCAUAUCCUCUUAGAUGAGAAAAGAAAGAAAUCCCUUUGAUGAUAAACAAAUUUCCUAAUUAUUGGGAAUAUUA
Sapajus apella (tufted capuchin) is the source of this 3922-nucleotide messenger RNA. RefSeq names its product dimethylglycine dehydrogenase (gene DMGDH). The transcript is spliced from 16 exons. The record is from RefSeq and is a predicted model, not a curated record. Gene Ontology annotation, cellular component: cytoplasm; mitochondrial matrix; mitochondrion. The coding region runs from base 49 to 2649 and encodes 866 amino acids. NCBI's taxonomy places the organism in Eukaryota, Metazoa, Chordata, Mammalia, Primates, Cebidae. Gene Ontology annotation, molecular function: protein binding; dimethylglycine dehydrogenase activity.